AUGAAAUCUCUGUUCGCGAAAUCUGUUGUAUUCUUCUUAGUACUUACGACAUCGAGAUGUGCUCCGGGACGGUUGGGUACCAUCGAUCGAUAUAAUCCAAGCUUCUCCUUGGCGGACGAUGAUGAUGAGGUGUAUACGACCGAGUCGGAUGGUACAACGGAAGAUAAUACUUGGGAGUACUAUGAAGACGACGUUACUGACUCGACCACGAACGAAAUACCUUUGGAAACUCCAGCGCCUCAUAUCGACCAGCUCGCCGGACAGGAUGAUACUACCAAAGGACAGACAGGCUGUUCCGAUUCCGUCGUAGACGUUGAGGGUCCAUCGACAUCGCUUGCGGCGUUCACAGAUGGCGAAUGA
This is a messenger RNA of Macrosiphum euphorbiae (potato aphid), 360 nucleotides long. Lineage: Eukaryota; Metazoa; Arthropoda; Insecta; Hemiptera; Aphididae. The record is from the annotation of a GenBank genome assembly.